This is a messenger RNA of Cladophialophora immunda, 779 nucleotides long. RefSeq lists its product as uncharacterized. Lineage: Eukaryota; Fungi; Ascomycota; Eurotiomycetes; Chaetothyriales; Herpotrichiellaceae. The coding region runs from base 291 to 632 and encodes 113 amino acids. The record is from RefSeq and is a predicted model, not a curated record. The transcript has a single exon.
GCCCUGUCGACUGCAAGCGAAGGGGGAUUGAAUAAACGGGCGAGGUCACUUGACGUCUCGAAAAGUUGUCGAAGAAAGGGGGAUGAUUGGAAAAGACCCCCCGUCCUGAAAAACCAGGAGUGUAGGAGGGAGCCAAGCGAGGGGAAGAAUCCAAGGAUCAGCCCAUUUCCCCGCCAUAGCAAUGAGAGAGCUCCCUGGCGACCAUCAACUGAGCUCUUUUUCCGGCCGUCAGGUGAAAAUGCAACGAGGCGUGCGUCUGCCGAGCGUGCGAUGAGCUGGACCUCGUCGCUAUGUCAAUAACUCCCAAGGCCUUGGCUGCUCGGUGCAACUUUGUUAAUAGAGAUCAGCAAACCCAGACUUUCCCGGCGCUAGAACCGUCCUUUUUCUUGGGGACUGUUUCUGCACCGCCAGGCGCGGCGAUCUUCGAUGCCAGCGCGCCAAUCACUUGGCGGGGAGCUGAUUGGGGGCCAUUGGCGAACGGCGGAAGGCUUGGGCAUGACGACAAUCAAACAACAUUCCAGCAGCGACAGCUCAGCAAGCCCUGCGAUCCCGACGAUCCUUCAUUCUACCAUGACGUGGCGCCGUCGAAUAUCCUUUUGAUAACCGGGGAUUGUGGGAAAGCUCCGCCAUGAGCAAGAACCGCUUCGUCAUGCGCUCUGCUGCCCGAGUCCGACGUCCCUCUGGCUUUUGGGGGUAGCGGUGUCAAAAGUGCAAAAAUGGAAAAGAAAAGGAAAAUGGCUGAAGGCAAGGAACAUAGCAUUAUAGUGUAUUAGCCAAAA